Penicillium lagena is the source of this 309-nucleotide messenger RNA. RefSeq lists its product as uncharacterized. The record is from RefSeq and is a predicted model, not a curated record. Bases 1 to 309 code for a protein of 102 amino acids. The transcript has a single exon. Lineage: Eukaryota; Fungi; Ascomycota; Eurotiomycetes; Eurotiales; Aspergillaceae.
AUGCGCAGGCACGAUAUCGCCACGGAGUCCGGAGACGGGAGCUCCGGAAUGCGCCCGCUGUUAUCGACAGGGACCAAGAAAAAAGAAGGAAAAUUCCAAAAAAACGUGGCCAGAUUCGCCCAUCUGGCAGCCGCGAAUUUUCAGCUCACCGGGUUAUCGGCCGCCAAGAUACGGACCAAACUCGGAACCAGCAGUUCCCUAGUUCAGCGUGCAGUCUUCUUGCAGCGAUUAUUCGACAGGACCUUGAACCGCCUCUCGGCCAUUCAUAGUGCGCACACGGCCUGGCUGUUCUUUGAUCGACCCUAUUAG